Aspergillus homomorphus CBS 101889 is the source of this 1476-nucleotide messenger RNA. RefSeq lists its product as uncharacterized. Bases 1 to 1476 code for a protein of 491 amino acids. Lineage: Eukaryota; Fungi; Ascomycota; Eurotiomycetes; Eurotiales; Aspergillaceae. The transcript has 2 exons. The record is from RefSeq and is a predicted model, not a curated record.
AUGCCGUGGGCAACAGGCGUGAAGAAAGUUCUUGUUUCUACUUCUACUCUGGACAAUCCCUCUGUGGCUAGUAUCCGUCUUGCCUACCAUAAAUACACUAAUCAAGGAUGCAUUUCCCUCGGUAUCAAUGCAAAGUCGGGUAAUUCGAGCGGGCAAAAUUCACUUUUGUUCAGAAUCUCUCCGGAGUCAGUUAAAACGUGUAGGUUAAUCUUGGUAAGCGACGAAACACUAUGUCCAGAAUAUUUUAUUACAAGACUCCAGACGAGGGCAAAGAAUGUUCGGGACAUCUCAUUACUUGAUCUAGAACUUGAUCGGGCGCUUGCGGAGGAGACUGUUCUUUGCCCGUCUAAUCUGCCGUCUCCACUCCCUGCAGCGCAUAGGGACUUGAAUUUCGCCGCUUUUGCAAGGAUUUGUGAAUCCAAGUCUCUACGAAUCUAUUUCGGUCGGCAACAAUUUAGGGAUCACGAACUCGGUAUACUGAGGACCUUUGUCCAUGACCUAAACACAAAAACUCUCAAAGCGGUGUCUUCCAAUGAGGCCCGCCAGGGCCGGGUUGAAAGACGCUGGAAGGAUCUGAGUGUAUGGCUUGACAAACCGCCUGAUUAUGAGGAGUCUGCGUCCGAACGGGUGCAGCAAGUGAAUCCACCUCCAUAUCAUGAUAAGUCUAAGCUAGCCCGUGCGGGUGAGAAACGGCCCCGAGAUCACUCUUCAUUACCGCCCGAGGAUGACGGACGAAAACGACCGCUCUUGAUUUUCCCAGAAUCGCCAUGCUGUCCUACUGAAGUCAAUACACCGAGUCCUCCCCCUUCACCGGCUUCAAUCCGAGCAACCGACUUUACGCGUCAUUCCCCUCCAAGACGCACGGAGCGUGACACACUUGCGCGUUUUGAGCAUAUGCUCUAUGGUGCUUCCGAUGAUUUGAUCCGCAAAUUAUUGAUUCGCUUAGUAUGUCGAUGUCUACCGGCCAUAUCUGAUGAUUUUGAGGGUAAUUUACUCUCUGAUUCGGAGAAAGCCAUUUUGGCCAAGAUCGAAUUGAUCGAAAGUCACCUCGAAUGCCUAAUCGAUGCGAAGAUCAAAUCCAUCCUUGAAACACAUAUCCUGAAGGAAAUUGUUCAGGAGAUUGUCGACAGUGCUUUAAGCGAGUGUUGUGACAAGGUCUUGGAUGAAUGUGCAAUGCAUAAAACUGAGUUUAGCGAGCAUGUUGACGAUAGUAAGACCGACUUACGCAUCACAGCCGACGAUUGUAUGAAGGAGAUGGAAGAACACGCCCAAAAGCACAUGGAUGAAAUAGAAGAGCAAGCGCAACAGUAUAUGCAUAGGAUUGAGGAUCAGGCAGCAGAGGCUGAGAUGUCUGCGGAGAAAACGGGACUCAAUUUGAAGCGAUGGUUGGAAACGUCUGCCCAGUCUCUACCUGCGAGCAAAUCAAGGCCUAGCCAGGGGGUGCUGAGCACCAAGGGCAGACGCAGCUCCUUCUAG